AUGUCUCUCAUCGGCCAUGUCUUUAACAAAGUUCUCAACAAGUCCAUCCCGGUCUAUAUCGCCCUAUCCGGGAACAGCUACAUUCGCAUGCCCAGUGUUAUCGACCAAGCUGCCAAGGAUGCGGCUCUUGCCAAGGUCAAGGAGCCCUUUGAAAGCGGCAAGCUUUUCAAAGACGAUGACAUGAAGCAGAUGGAGCAACUCACAAUUACCAACAUGACUCAUUGUAGCCCUAGUGAUCCCAACGAUCACUAUUCUGUUCAGGGCGAGACUAGCGCCGGUGGUAAGGUCAAAGGCAAUCACGCUCAGGUGGAUGCGUCCAAGCAGACUCAAGCUCGCUAG
Penicillium canescens is the source of this 339-nucleotide messenger RNA. RefSeq lists its product as uncharacterized. NCBI's taxonomy places the organism in Eukaryota, Fungi, Ascomycota, Eurotiomycetes, Eurotiales, Aspergillaceae. The transcript is spliced from 3 exons. The coding region runs from base 1 to 339 and encodes 112 amino acids. The record is from RefSeq and is a predicted model, not a curated record.